GAACGUACCGUGCCGAAUAGUGAAUCGAGUCGACGUAUUCGUCCACGGCGGCUCGCUCGUCAUCUGAGAGAGGCCUCGGAACGGGAUUCCGACGGCUCAUGUCAAUGUUCAUGUUCAUAGGCAUCGUUGUUGUUCUUGUUAUCGUCUACCGGGCGGUGUUGAAUUCGUGGCUUGAGGUGAAGAUAGCGGAGAAUGAUCGGGGCGGUCAAGAGACUGUCCGAUGUUGGUUAGGGAAAGGAAGUCCAGAUGCGGAGUUGCCGAGGACGAAAGAGAGGGUGUCGGAUUUUAAUCAGUUCGGUGGUGUGUCGAAGUUUAGGGAUUGGUUCGGGUUGGAAAACGGCGGCGAUUGCAGAGAUGCUUCCUGAUCGCGACAGCUGGGUCUGGUGUGUUCUCUGGGGAAGUCGUCGAGCUAUGUACUGAAGGUACUGAAGUGGCGGGAAAAUGUGAGCGGGGUACUGGGCAGGCAAGCGCGACAAUUA
Sodiomyces alkalinus F11 is the source of this 479-nucleotide messenger RNA. RefSeq lists its product as hypothetical. The coding region runs from base 99 to 365 and encodes 88 amino acids. The record is from RefSeq and is a predicted model, not a curated record. The transcript has a single exon. Lineage: Eukaryota; Fungi; Ascomycota; Sordariomycetes; Glomerellales; Plectosphaerellaceae.